This is a messenger RNA of Salvia miltiorrhiza (redroot sage), 1951 nucleotides long. Its product is annotated as laccase-14-like. The record is from RefSeq and is a predicted model, not a curated record. The transcript is spliced from 6 exons. NCBI's taxonomy places the organism in Eukaryota, Viridiplantae, Streptophyta, Magnoliopsida, Lamiales, Lamiaceae. Gene Ontology annotation, biological process: lignin catabolic process. Gene Ontology annotation, molecular function: hydroquinone:oxygen oxidoreductase activity; copper ion binding. Gene Ontology annotation, cellular component: apoplast. The coding region runs from base 1 to 1752 and encodes 583 amino acids.
AUGCUGGACAAAAUCUCUCCAAUCUCAACAACACAUGAAUUAAAGAAAAUGUUUUCAGCUGUGAAGGUUUUCAUCCUAUGCUUAUGUAUAAUUCUAGUCGGAUGCGUAACGCCACUCCAUGCUUUAGUUCGUCACUCCAAGUUUGAAAUAAUAAAGUCUUCACACACAAGGCUAUGCAGCAGCAAGAGCAUGCUAACGGUAAACGGACAAUCCCCGGGGCCAACUAUAUAUGCUACAAGGGGAGAUUUGGUCAUAAUCGAUGUUGUUAAUCGUGCUGAUCAAAAUAUAACCAUUCACUGGCAUGGAGUAAAGAUGAAGAGAUAUCCAUGGUCAGAUGGCCCCAACUUUGUGACGCAGUGCCCGAUUCGUCCCGGCCAAAGCUUUAGACAGCGGAUGAUCCUCUCCGACGAAGAAGGCACUUUGUGGUGGCACGCCCACAGCGACUGGUCUCGGAAUACUGUGUAUGGCGCCAUCCUCAUUCUACCGCCCACGUCUCACUCUUUUCCUUUUCCAAACCCUCAUGCUCAUAUUCCCAUCUUAAUAGGAGAGUGGUGGAAAGGUGAUGUGCAACAAAUGAUGGAGGAAUUUCUGAGCAAUGGAGAUGAUCCCCGACCUUCGGAUGCUUUCCUCAUCAAUGGUCAACCUGGAGAUUUGUAUUCAUGCUCAACACCAGCUGGAUUCAAUUUAGAUACAUACAAGUUGAGUGUGGAGUUUGGCAAGACUUACCUGAUCAGAUUGGUAAAUGCGGUGAUGGACACCAUCAUGUUCUUCAAAAUCGCCGGCCACAACUUCACCGUCGUCGGCACCGACGCCACCUACACGAAGCCGCUGACGACCGAUUACGUCGCGAUUUCCCCUGGCCAGACCAUCGAUCUACUGCUGGAAGCCAACCAGCCGCCCAGCCACUACUACAUGGCCGCCAGAGUCUACGCCAGCGGUGGAGUCUUCGUGACAACCCCCGCCACCGCAAUCAUCGAGUACGGCGGAAACGACUACACGGCGCCGCCAUUUCCUCUGCUCCCAUCCUUCCCGGAAGUCAACAACUCGGCGGCAUCGAUCAAUUUCACGAAGCGGCUGAGAAGCCUAGCCGACGCUGUCGAGGUUCCUAAGAACAUCACAAAGAAGCUAUUCUACACGCUGUCGAUGAACCGACGGCUCUGCCGCGAGAGCAGGUGCGUGAGGGAGACGAGGCUGGUGUCCAGCAUCAACAACGUGUCCAUGAUACUACCGGAAACCACCAACAUUCUCGAGGCUUACUACAAAGGAGGAAACAACGGAGUUUACACCACUGAUUUCCCCGAUUUUCCGCCUUCUUCUUUCAACUACACAGUAGAUCUAAUGGCCAAGGAGCGGUCGGCGACGCGAUACGCCACGGCGGUCAGUGUUCUCGAAUACAACUCGACGGUAGAGGUGGUGUUUCAAGCGACCAACAUCGCCGGAGGGGUUGAGCAUCCGAUGCAUUUACACGGAUACAGCUUCUACGUCGUCGGAUCCGGGUUAGGAAACUUCGACGGAAGCAGGGAUCCGCCCAAUUAUAAUCUACUGGAUCCGCCGUUGAUGGAGAACAUCGCCGUGCCCAGAAAUGGAUGGACCGCUAUCAGAUUUAGGGCUAACAAUCCAGGAGUAUGGCUGAUGCACUGCCAUUUUGAGCGUCAUAUGAGCUGGGGAAUGAAGAUGGUGUUCAUCGUGAAAGACGGCCAACGCCCCAAUGAGAAGAUGUUGCCGCCGCCGCCGGAUAUGCCGCGCUGCUGAAAAACUUUGUUCCCAUAGGAUGUCAAAGCUAUGCAUGAUUAAUUGAGAUAUUUCGAAGAAUGCAGAAAGUGAUAGUAUAUUAUUGCUGAGUUGCGACAAUUCUUAAAGACACAAGUUGCGUGCAAACCUGAACGUUCUUGACCGAGAAAAGAAAUGAUCGUUGGUCACAAAUUUUAAUUGAAUAUGUUGUGAUGAUGCA